UCAUAAACUUGAGAAUAAAUCACCGAUUAGGGCGAUUUUGGAAGUUGGGGAAUAAUUUUGUUACCGGUGGCUUUUACAAUUUACCUAAAUCAACCCAGCCGAAGUGCUUCGUACCCUCAUGAACGUGAUAUCUGCCUGCACCAAGGUCUACGGGUAGAGUCUUAUCCAUAUCUAUCUUCUUGCCACUGAAUUUCCGAGUCUGCCUCAACAGCAGAACUCAUUCAAAUUAACAUGGCCUUCACUUCCACUCUUACCGCUACUUCUUCAACCUCUCCCCUCUCCUCCAAACCCCUUUCCCUUCCUCAAUUCACCCCUCACAUUUCCUUCCCCUUUACGCUCAGAUCCUCCAAAUCCCUCUUUUCUCCCGACGGAAUCGGCCCUGCUUUGGGACUCGGAUUAUCCGUGAAAGCCCAAACUCUUGAAUUUUCAGGCUCGUUCUUCCAAGGUGGGUUCGGGACUGAGGAUGAACCCCCUGCUUCUCCGGGGACAGGCUUCGCUGUUGACCUUGAAGAUAAGGAGGAGCCUCAAUGCCCUCCUGGACUUCGGAAGUACGAAUCUAUGGUGGUUCUGAGGCCUGACAUGUCUGAAGAUGAGAGACUCGCUCUCACCCAGAAAUACGAAGAGUUGCUUGUUGCUGGGGGUGGCAUGUAUGUGGAGGUAUUCCACAAAGGGGUGGUUCCACUAGCAUAUAGCAUCAAGAAGAAAAACAAAGCUGGUGAAACAAACACUUACUUGGAUGGAAUCUCUCUCCUCUUCACCUACUUCACAAAACCCGAAUCAAUGGGAGUUCUCGAGGCAGCGCUUCAAGCAGACGACGACGUUGUUCGAUCAAUGAGUUUUAAGGUAAGGAAACGAAAGUACUAAGCAUGGGAUUGUAAUAAAAUUUGUUGGUCUUUUUUCACAUCAAUUUUAUUCAAAGCAAUGGAAGAGAUGUGUAGUUGCAGUUUGUGGUUUUCCUUUCCAGAAUGAGUGCCUGCUAUUGUGACAACUCUUUAUGGCCAUUUAGGCUUUUAUCCAUAACCAUCUGAUUGGUGCUGUGUUUA
Molecule: messenger RNA, 1043 nt
Organism: Cucurbita pepo subsp. pepo (vegetable marrow)
Lineage: Eukaryota; Viridiplantae; Streptophyta; Magnoliopsida; Cucurbitales; Cucurbitaceae
Product: Translation elongation factor EF1B/ribosomal protein S6 family protein
Biological process (GO): translation
Cellular component (GO): ribosome
Molecular function (GO): structural constituent of ribosome; small ribosomal subunit rRNA binding
Source: RefSeq, a predicted model, not a curated record